Nannospalax galili (Upper Galilee mountains blind mole rat) is the source of this 1671-nucleotide messenger RNA. RefSeq lists its product as uncharacterized. Lineage: Eukaryota; Metazoa; Chordata; Mammalia; Rodentia; Spalacidae. The transcript has 3 exons. The record is from RefSeq and is a predicted model, not a curated record. Bases 147 to 752 code for a protein of 201 amino acids.
CCUUGUCCUGUAGGUUCCUAAAUACAUUUGUAUGCAUUUGUCCGUGCAGCAAAGCGCUAACGGAAAACAGAGGCCAGCUCCGAACUGCUAAAGGUGCAGCCACUCCUGCCUCUUCACUAUUCUUCCCAAAAGAAGAGUUUCAAGACAUGGAGCUGUGGAAAUGGAAUGCAGUGUUUUGCCACAGCAUGCAUGAAGAGGGAACAGGUGAAGGUACAUUGGGCCUACAGAAGAGUAAUAGAAAAAUGACGGAAAACCUCUUGGUGCCUGAGAACGGGGAAGGUCCAACAUCAAGGCCUGGGUGCCCAGGAUUAUGUGAGUCAAGACCACAGCUGGCCAUCAAGGAAGAUGGGAAGUUCACUCUACAGAACCAGUCCUCCCAAGACUGGAAUCUUCAAAUUACAGAAACCUCCACUGUCCCCAGGAUGAGGCCAACACUGAGCAAAGUCAUUGCCCUGCACAACAUGGGACUUGAGGAUAGGGAAGGGAUAGUGGGGAGUGCAGUCACUCAGAGGAGACUGAAACUGCUGCCCAACACUGGGAAGUCCUCUAUCUUCCAAUCUACUCCACCAUCAGCUAGCUGCCAGAGGAAUGUGGAACUAUCGUUCUCAGUUGGGAACCAUAACUCCAGGCUCAUGGGAGAGGACCACAGCUUUAGCUCACAGGAGGCAACCACAAUUCUUGCUCAGAGGAGAGAACCACAGCUCCAGGUUCAUAGGACAAAACCACAGCUCCAGCUCACAGGAGGGGACUAGGACUCUGGCUCAAAGGAGGGAACCACAGCUCCAGGCUCACGGGAGAAACACAGCUACAGGCUCAAGGGAGAGGACUACAGAUCCAGGUUCAUAGGAGACAGCCACAGAGCCAGGCUCAUCAGAAACACCACAACCUCAGGCCCAGAGAGGCAACAGCAGUUCUAGGCUCCCCGGAGGGAUCACGAUUCCAACUACACUGGUUCCUACCAUUUUCUUCUCUCCAUCGCUCUGUCCACGUGAUUAUACUUAUCUUUAAGGAAGAGCGUUUAGCUUCUGUGCAAAAAACAGAGGCAAUAGUUUCUUGCUGGCUUGAAUUACCACUAGAGGAACAUGAAUAUUGGAGAAAACCACUUUUUCCUUUUGCUCAAGGAGAUGGAUGGAUGAGUGUUCUCGUCUUCAUGGGCAAGGAUCCACUUGCUUUUAUGGAAGAUUUCACAUCUUCCUCCAUGGCCUGGGACCAGUGUUGAGACAUCUUUUUACUGGAGUCACGUUUUGCCGAGGCUGCUGCCACUGCCGUCAUUACUCUGGCGCCUGCAGUCCCGCGGCCAUCUUGCUUCACCAGUUUGCUUUCUUAAUUGCCAAGUCCUUUCUCACCUGUGCUUGAUGAUUGGCCCUUGUCCUCCUUGGGGUUGCUCACCCUGGUGGUGAAAGCUGGGCUGUCCACUGGUGCACAGUGCAGUCUCCACCCACAGGCCAGGCCUGGUCAGCCAGGAACAUGGGAGCGCAACUUGGGAAAGCCUUCACAGUUGCGGCCUGGUUGUGCUGCCAUCUGGCCUGGACUACUAGAGGGGCAGCCAGGGCCCAGAUACCAGACCAAUCCCAUCACUGCCACUAAGCUCAAGUGACUGCAACCUCUCAAAUGAACCCCAGAAGUCUGAUUUUAUCUCUUGCACUAUAUCUGUUCAUUAAAAUUAUUUUU